CUAUGACCAAAAAAUGACAGAUCAUCAAACCACGGGAUUGGGGAUGUGAUUUAUUUAUUUUUAUAAUUUUCUGUGUGAAAACGCUGGGUAUUUGUUCAAAUUUAACAGUGGCAGGUGAUUUAAUUACUAAAUCUUCUAAUGAGAUGUCCCUAGAUUAAUUUAGAGAAAAGCCUAUGAAGUUUUGUCGUGUCACACUGGGACGUCAUUGGAGUGAUAAGGUUUUAUUGUUGAAUAUUUAUGUGUAAUUGACGUGAUCAGUAUUGUGAAGUGUUUUUUUGGACAGAGCGAUGGCCGAGACGAGUGAAGCGCGAGCUAGCGCAUCGGCGCCGGGCGGUGACGCUGGUGGAGAAGAUGACAAACAUGAUGAGCGUAUGUUAGAGUGUAACAUCUGCUUGGACACGGCCCGCGACGCCGUCGUCAGUAUGUGUGGGCACCUGUUCUGCUGGCCAUGUUUGCACCAGUGGCUAGAGACACGUCCAAGUAGGCAAGUCUGCCCAGUGUGCAAAGCGGCUAUCAGCAGAGACAAAGUUAUCCCACUGUAUGGCAGGGGCAACACUAAACAGGAGGACCCAAGGAAUAAGGUACCACCGAGGCCCGCGGGACAGCGUACGGAACCUGAGAAUACUAGUGGCUUUCCUGGGUUCGGGUUUGGCGAGGGCUUCCAUAUGUCUUUCGGCAUAGGCGCCUUUCCGUUUGGGGUGUUUACAUCCACAUUCAAUUUUGGAGAUCCAAGACCCAGUGCUGCACCCCGCGGCACUGCCCAGUACGACGAAGAACAGUUCUUAUCUAAGAUAUUCCUGUGGGUGGCCAUCUUAUUUGUAUUGUGGCUAAUAUUCGCAUGACCGCCGGAAAUGAGUCCGCCGCCCACGGGCCGCGUCCUGCAUCCUCACUGACUUGCCUCUGACAUCAGUGUGCGCUUCGGUAUGUUUACACUUUGGUCGCGAUCUUUACCAAAUUCUCCCCAUUUCCUUUAAUAGUUUUUAUAAUAAAUUGCUAGUGGUCUAUUUGCCUAUUGAAAGGUGCAACUCUAGAUUAAAGUGUUGUGAUGGGGUUUUGGUUAAAGUAGGCAACAUGGUAACUUGUAACUUCAGUGACACAAUGGAUACAACCUUAGUAGUUAAUUCUUUUUUCAUCAUCUUAGCUACCAAUCUGGGGCACAUAUAGGCCUUUCUUAAUGAUUUUAUUUAACUAAUUUUUUUGGUAAUAAAGACGAUAUAAUUCGUUAAAGGCCUUCACGCAGGUGCUAAGUUAUUGCAUAUAGGCUGUAGGUAGGCAGGCAUGUUACAGUUGACAUACUGCACCUUACUGCUAACAAUGUGCCACAAAUUUAUUUGUCCCAACAUGUUUGUGAAAAUACUUUAGGGAAAAUUGGUAAAUUAAUUUUAUUUUUUCCAUUUAAAACCAGAAAAACAACAAUCACAACUGCUGAUUUUCUCUUUCACGACGAAGCAUUCAAAUUAAAAAAAAAAUCCUAAAUUAAUGGUAAUGGAUGCAAGCAAUGUGCUAUCUACCACUGUAAUUGAUACUAACUUACUACUCCUCUUUUUCUUUGCUGAUAUUGAUGAAAACUUUAGUGGUGUGGAAGAGAAUCAAGUCCUGUGCUUCAUCCGUAGAGAUAUAAUUAUAUACCUUAAAUAACACUUCAAUUUAUCCAACUGCUAUUGUGUGAAAUUAUAUUGGGACUAGGUAAUGAUUUGUUGUGUUGCUCAAAACAUCAAAUAUUGGAAGGUUCCUACAUAGUUUUAAAUGAUGGUACAACGUAUUUUGUGUCUUACCUACCAUAAAACAAUCAAUUUUAAAAUAUAUGAAUAUUUAAUUUAUUAUUAUUUAUUGAACUCUCCAGAAAUUAAGUAAUUUAAAAAAAGAAAUAUUUUAUGAAUUUAAUUUUCUGACUUGAAAUAUUUUUGUGUCCUGAAAGAUACUUUAAAUUAUGAGAGAAAAUAUUUUUAGGCUGCAAAGAGGGUAGUCGUCUUUAUAAGCCAUGAAGAUUGCAAAGGUAGCAAACACCUUAAACCACUGGUUUGUUAACUGUGCAAGUUUAUAUAUUUUAAAUAAUGAAAAUACUAGAAUAUU
Molecule: messenger RNA, 2073 nt
Organism: Spodoptera exigua (beet armyworm)
Lineage: Eukaryota; Metazoa; Arthropoda; Insecta; Lepidoptera; Noctuidae
Source: the annotation of a GenBank genome assembly